AUGGGAUUGUUUAGCAGAGAAAAGACACCUCAGGCUCCAAAUCGCUCGAAGCGAGAAAAGUGCUGGGAAAGCAGGGACAUAUUUUUCAAGUGUUUGGACAGGAUUGACGUUGUGAAUCCGCUAGACAAAAAUGUGCAAGGGAAAAUCAAGAAAAACUGCUCUAAGGAAGAUGCCCAGUUCCAGAAGGACUGCGUGGCCUCGUGGGUCAAGCACUUCAAAGAGAAGCGUCCAUUUGAUAUUAAGAAAGAGCAAAUACUGAGGGAAGCGGCAGAACAACAAGCGAAUGCUCAAAUAGACAAGUGA
Messenger RNA from Ogataea haglerorum, 303 nucleotides. RefSeq lists its product as uncharacterized. The transcript has a single exon. Bases 1 to 303 code for a protein of 100 amino acids. Gene Ontology annotation, biological process: mitochondrial respiratory chain complex IV assembly. Gene Ontology annotation, cellular component: respiratory chain complex IV; mitochondrion; mitochondrial intermembrane space. Lineage: Eukaryota; Fungi; Ascomycota; Pichiomycetes; Pichiales; Pichiaceae. The record is from RefSeq and is a predicted model, not a curated record.